AUGCGGCUGUCCCUUGGUCAACCUCUGUCCUGGACAUUCCUGCUGCUGCUGGUGUCAAACCUACUCCUGUGGGAGAAUGCGGACUCAAUGGCUGUGUGUCCAAGCGGGGAGGGUUACUGCCAGGAGACUCUCCCAGGCAUGUUCGAAGAUGCCCUCACCGUGUCUGAUUACCUCAAGAACCAAACGGCCGAACUGUUAAAUGCAUUUAGGGAUGAUGUUAACUACGCAUCAGGCAGGUGGUACCAUGAGGAGGCCAGCGUCAUGGGCUGCCACACUACAGAAAUGGGGAUUCUGCUAACUCCAGAGGAAAUCGCACAGACAGAAGCUGUGUUGCUCCUGAAAGAGAUACUCACUGUCCUGGAAGCUUGGAAAGACCCUCUUCUUCAGGCCACGAAUAAACUGAAUAGUAUGGAAGAUACCCCAACUGCUGUCGUAUCAAUAGCUGAAGUUGUCAAGGCAAAAAUCAAUUUACUUCAGGAGGGCAUUGUGAGAAUACUCAAGAAGAUUAGUCCCGUGUCCCAGGAAACUGUGGACAUCCCGGUCUGGAAAGGACUGGCAUCCUUGAAUUCAGAUGAUGAAGACACACGCGUCUUUACUUUUUAUAAUCUGUUCCGGUGUCUGAAAAGGGAUGGGAGUAAGAUUGACUACGACCUCAAGCAUCUGAAGUGCCAGAUCGUCCAGGAUGCCGAUUGCUAA
Molecule: messenger RNA, 696 nt
Organism: Nannospalax galili (Upper Galilee mountains blind mole rat)
Lineage: Eukaryota; Metazoa; Chordata; Mammalia; Rodentia; Spalacidae
Product: prolactin-like
Exons: 5
Coding region: 1-696 (231 amino acids)
Biological process (GO): mammary gland development; female pregnancy; response to nutrient levels
Cellular component (GO): extracellular region
Molecular function (GO): hormone activity; prolactin receptor binding
Source: RefSeq, a predicted model, not a curated record